This is a messenger RNA of Umbelopsis ramanniana AG, 1809 nucleotides long. RefSeq lists its product as uncharacterized. The transcript has 3 exons. Lineage: Eukaryota; Fungi; Mucoromycota; Umbelopsidomycetes; Umbelopsidales; Umbelopsidaceae. The record is from RefSeq and is a predicted model, not a curated record. The coding region runs from base 223 to 1581 and encodes 452 amino acids.
UGGUGAUCAUCACUCACAACAAAGGCAGCCUGAUGACGGCGAAGUAGCCUCUCAAACACGGAAUUCCGUGCUUACUGGCAUAGGGUUUGCCAUAUUUGUUGCCUGGUACAUGCAUUGAAAAAAAUCACAGCCCAAAGUCAAGCUGACCCAAGCCGGCUGUUACCGGUUGUGUUGCCUCUUGUCUGUAUUUCUGAGUGGAAAGCAGCACUCAAUGCACCCCCAAUGACUACUCAAAGUUUAACAGCACCUAUGCCUAUUCCUCAGCACCGCUCUUCACGUACAGAUCAAGAUUCGAGUUCUUCCCACAAUUCACUCAGCGCUAGCCCCUCUUCUACGUCCUCAAGUCAAAGUAAUCAAUCGUACCGUGAACUUGUAAAGCAAAUUACCUCUCAAGCACCAAAGCCAUAUGGUGCCAUCCCGCCUUUAAUCGGUCGCCAUAAGAGAAAAAAGAGAAAAAAAGAUGAUGCAAUACCUCCUUUAACAGUGACUGACAAUAAUACACCGUCGGAAGAACCUAUUAGGUCGAUGGUGGCAAUAAGGCUCAACGACCAAGAAACACCUACAUCACCACUUAAGCCACCACUACCGCGACCGAUGCGAAGUAUGUCCCACGUAGAAAACUGGGUGGCUGUGGAUAGUAAAGAAAGUCUACCUGACGAAGAAGAACUGGAGCAGACACCAUCCGCUUUACGUAACUUUUUAUCAGCCGAUUUUUUCACUGAAGUUUUACCGUUACAUGUACCGCCACCACCAUUAAGCGACCCAGAGUCCAUCAAGCAACAAGAAGAAAUAGCGCGCUUGGCUGAUACUCUCAAGCAGUCGCGCUUAGCCGUUUCAGAACCCACAGCAUUGGACGAUGACACCGAAGAAGGCUUUCUGUCAGAAUCUGACGAUAGACGAAAUUCGCCGCUUGUAUUACGCAAAGUACGAUCUAUGAACGAUGAGGAUGCUCGGUGGCAAGAUACGAGGACCACAAGCAUAGCUAAACUUCGCCGACCAAGACCAGAAGCACCCAAGCGAAAAUCUAGCGUAGGGCACUCUUUGUCUCGAAGGCACUCCCUCAGCUCCAUUUCAAGAAAAUCACCCACCGCCGCCACUCAUCAUAAGCCUCCUCUAUACCCUUUGCCACCAAGAUCACCACCACAAGUUGCCAAUGAAGAAGAAGAAUCAUGGUUCACUCGGUUAAGGCGAUCCUUCUCUGGUCGAAAUAGAACAACGCCUUCCGGUCGAAAACUUAUACCCAUGCCACUACCCCCGAAACGACCCACCUCUCAGCGCCGUCGAUCUGAAGCUACCACUCAACCGCGUUUCAAUCCUGUCACUAAUACUUAUAUGAGAGAUACCCGUUCUAACUCGGAUCAUUUGCGUAUGAUUACGGCGGAACUCAAUAUGAUGCGAGCAAGAAAGCUUCUUAGUCCAUUGAAACCUCGUGGCUUCUUACCAAGACGAAGAGAUGCCUUCGUUCGAGGUGACAUCAGCAAAAGAUCUAGUCAUUUGCGUCGGCAAGUACUACUAGAUGAUCUGGAGGACCAGUUGGAGGAAGAAGAACCGUCCGCGUAUGAAGACGAAGACACCGAGUGAGAACCUCACUCACUUCAUUCAUGGUAUUCACGUGACUGGUGACCGUUGGCUGCCUUUCAAGUUUUUUUUUUUUUUAGGUAGUCAAGUAGAAAAGAAAAACUCAUGUUAAAGACCUGCUGAUUUUGUCGUGUAUUUAUUAUAAAUAAUAAUGGUUAAUUACACCGUGGUAGACCUUCUACCCAAGAUUCAAGCAAACAUCGAUUCACUUGAAUACGACACUGCAUAUGC